GGGUACACCUGUCUCUGUCUGACCAUAGUCACCAAAGGGCUAACCUUGAGGACACCUGUGACCUGAACACUACCCUUCAGUAUAAGGGCAUCUACUACCUUGUUAGCCUUAGCCCCUCACUUCUUCUCUCUCUCUCUCUCUGUUAUGUUACUACCCUAACAAUUUUAACAAAUAAAGAACCAAAUUUUCACUCUUUUCUGCACUGCCAGUGAUGGGAGAUGGGUGCGCGGUUGAGAGCACCACGGGGAUUUCCAAUUCCAAUAACAACAACAAUAAGAAGAAGAACAAGAAGAAGAAGAGCAGGGGUGGGAGCAAGAAGAAGAUGACCCACGAGCAAGUUUUGGCCUUUAAGUUAGUGAGCGAGUGGGUUUUCUUGGAUCACCCUUCUGCUUCGUCUUCGUCUUCUUCUUCUUGUGUUGUCGAUGAUUUUGGUGUUCAGAAGCCUCUGGGGAGAGGCGGGGAGAAGCUCCUCUUUGAAUUGCAUUCUCACUCCAAAUUCAGUGAUGGCUUCUUCUCCCCUUCUAAAGUUGUUGAGAGAGCCCACCUCAACGGCGUGAAAGUUCUUGCUCUGACAGAUCAUGACACUAUGUCAGGCAUUCCUGAAGCUGUAGAAUCAGCUCGUAAAUAUGGCAUCAAGAUAAUCCCAGGUGUUGAAAUUAGUACCAUGUUUUCUCCAAGAGGAGACUCUGAAGUAAAGGAACCAGUUCACAUUUUAGCAUAUUACAGCAGUAUUGGACCAUCAAGGUUUGAGGAGCUGGAUAAGUUUCUAUCAAAUAUAAGGGAUGGACGUUUUCUUCGUGCGCAGAACAUUGUCUUAAAACUGAACAAGCUCAAAUUGCCUCUUAAAUGGGAGCACGUUUGCAGGAUUGCUGGCAAGGGGGUUGCCCCUGGGAGGCUUCAUGUCGCCCGUGCCAUGGUUGAGGCAGGUUAUGUAGAAAAUCUCAGACAAGCCUUUGCUCGGUAUCUUUUUGACGGUGGACCGGCUUAUGCCACGGGAAGUGAGCCUCUGGCAGAGGAAGCAAUAAAAAUGAUUUGUCAUACUGGGGGUGUGGCUGUUCUGGCUCAUCCAUGGGCAUUGAAAAAUCCAAUUCCCAUUAUUAGAGGGUUAAAAGAAGCUGGUCUUCAUGGGAUGGAGGUCUACAAAAGUGAUGGAAGGCUGGCAGCAUAUAGUGACUUGGCUGAUGCCUAUGGGCUUUUAAAGAUUGGAGGAUCAGAUUAUCACGGGAGAGGAGGGCACAAUGAAUCUGAGCUGGGAAGUGUGAACCUUCCAGUACUAGUGUUGCAUGACUUCCUUAUGGUAGCUCGGCCUAUCUGGUGCAAUGCCAUCAGGGAGAUAUUAGAGUGUUAUGCUGAGGAGCCUUCUGAUUCAAACCUAGCAACAAUUACAAGGUUUGGGAGAACCCGGAUUUUUAAGGGAGGCUCACCCUUGAGUUUUGGACAGGACUUGAUUGAUCAUUGUUUACCCCUCUGGUUGUCUAGCCAGGAGAUGGAAAAUGCAGGGUUUGAAGCUAUCAAGUUGAAGCUUUCCAAUGUUUCAGAUAGUCACGAAGGAAUUCAGGUUCUCAUAGAGACUAAAUAGAAGUUGUGCAUGCCACCUUUAUCAUUCCCAGUAUUGUUGGCAGCCAAAUCUUAAUAUUAAAUUUGUUAUUCAAGUUCAAAUGUCUGUUGAUUCUUUUGAAAAUUUUCUAUGAUCAUUGAGCAAACGUUUCUCAUAUUAUUGUUUUAUCUUCUACCGCUGAUGUUAUUUUCUUUUUUCUCUUUUUCUUAAUGCAAAUUUGUCAGAAAAGAUUGUAUCUAC
Molecule: messenger RNA, 1798 nt
Organism: Glycine soja
Lineage: Eukaryota; Viridiplantae; Streptophyta; Magnoliopsida; Fabales; Fabaceae
Product: 3',5'-nucleoside bisphosphate phosphatase-like
Exons: 5
Coding region: 212-1579 (455 amino acids)
Molecular function (GO): 5'-3' DNA exonuclease activity; 5'-3' RNA exonuclease activity
Source: RefSeq, a predicted model, not a curated record